Molecule: messenger RNA, 9232 nt
Organism: Lingula anatina
Lineage: Eukaryota; Metazoa; Brachiopoda; Lingulata; Lingulida; Lingulidae
Biological process (GO): heterophilic cell-cell adhesion; cell surface receptor signaling pathway; homophilic cell-cell adhesion
Cellular component (GO): plasma membrane; protein-containing complex
Molecular function (GO): calcium ion binding; G protein-coupled receptor activity; protein binding
Source: RefSeq, a predicted model, not a curated record
AUUUCCUAUUCACAAGGCUACAUAAUUGCACUUGCUUGACAGAUUUGUUCGCGGAACGUUUUAAAGGUGCCACUUGCCUCAUAGUUGAGUGAAUGAUCACAAGUUACUUUUACCACGGUAUUACAAUGUCUGGACUAACGGUAUAUCUUCUCACGGCACUGUUCCUAGGGAUGCUGCACACGUGUACCGGACAAGGAGCCAUCUCAUUCAUAGGUACGCCAUAUUUUGCCCGAGUGUACCCAGGAGCGCCUGCGGGAACCCACGUGAUCACCGUAACAGCAGUGCCAUCUAGCGGCAUCACAACUGGGCAACCGAUACGCUACUAUAUUUCGAAUAACGCUAACAAAUAUUUCUCUAUAGACCAUACCAGUGGAAAAAUCGAGGUGAAGAAAUCAUACUCUACUUCAAAGGGACAGCAGUUCAUUUUCGAUGUAAUUGCCAGACAAGGAUCAAAGAUAGGACAGACAAGAGUUUCUGUAGAGAUAUCAGAAGAGAAUAAAUACCCCCCAGUUUUUUCUCGUCCGUCUUACAACACUGUCGUAUGGCGACGAAGUAGCGUCGGAACAACGAUUCUAAUCGUCAGUACGUCGGACAAUGAUACGGCGCCGUACAACCGACUCGUAAGGUAUAGCGUCAAUGCGACAAGCAGUGACUCUUCAUAUUUUUCGAUCGACCCCAGAAGCGGAAAGGUUAAUCUCAGACAGCAGCUGCCGCAGGCACAAAGUGUGACACAAAUAGAGGCCUCUAUAGUCGCUACAGACCCAGGUGUGCCUGAAAUGACAGCUUCUGUAACGCUGUCAGUGAAUAUUUCUUUAAUAUCAGAACCAACACAACUGGAAACAAAAUUUUCAAAUGAGACAACAGUAUUGUUGUGUUGGCGCGAGCCAGCGCAUGGUUCACAAAUCAAAGGCUAUCUGGUGGAAUAUUGGCCAAUUGACAGCUACGAUGCCAGGAGGUCUGAGACUGUAAGGGCGGACAAAUUUUCCUCUCUCUACUGCACGACGGUGGGAAAUCUGACAUCUUGGGACGUGUACCAUUUUCAAGUAUCAGCAUAUAACGAUGAUGGCUACGGUGUUCCAAGUGUGAUUCCAAAUGUUCCGACUGUUCCACGAGGUGUGUGUGGCCUCAAGCCCUGUCGUAACGAGGGUACCUGCGUCCCUAUCAGACAGCGUCCGGGAUUCAAAUGCCAAUGCAAAGAAGGUUAUUAUGGGAGGAUUUGCGAAAGGAAAACAGCAUGUGCCUCACAGCCUUGUCUAAAUAACGGCCAAUGUGUCCCUUUGAACUUGCGAGGGCCGACUUUGGGCGCUUCUAUUACGGCAGCUUUUAUCCUUUCAUACAGAUGCCGAUGUCCGCCCGGGACGUCCGGCAAAAACUGUGAACACGUAGAUGCAUGUUUUUCUAAUCCCUGCCAAAACCUUGGCUCUUGUAUAAAUCUGAAAAGCAACAACUCCUAUGCAUGUCGUUGCUUACCUAUGAACUAUGGUACAAACUGUGAGUUGUCAAAUCACUGUCAUUCCUCGCCUUGUAAAAAUUCCGGAACUUGUCGGAAUUUAUCGAAUUCGCCAAAACCCGAUGGCUAUUCUUGCGAUUGCUUGCCAGGCUACUCUGGUUCUGAGUGUGAACUCUUUGAUCCUUGUUUUAGUUCCCCUUGCUUGCACAAAGGUAGCUGCACUCCUCUAGGCGACAGAUUUUCAUGCACUUGUCCUCCUGGGUACUACAACGACACGUGUGAACUUAUAAACGCUUGCGAAUUGCACACUCCGUGCAAGAACAAUGCCACGUGUGUGCACACAGACACGGUGGGUGACUACAUGUGCACUUGCGCGCCGGGCUGGACGGGGUUUAACUGCACGGACUACAACGCGUGCCUACUUUCUCCGUGCGCAAACAAUGCCACAUGCGUUCAAACUGAUGGCGGGGCCUCCUUUCAGUGCAAUUGCCUCACUGGUUACUAUGGCGACACGUGCCAAUCGUUCAACCCCUGCGUGUCGUCCCCUUGCUUCGGGAACGCCACGUGUCUGAAUACGACAUCCGACACUUUCCAGUGUCAGUGCCCCGAUGGGUACUAUGGGAAAAUAUGCGACCAAACUUAUAACAAGUGUGUUGGGAACACUUGUGAGAAUAUGAAUUGUACAAUUGACAGUGGCAGGACCGAAGUCUGUUCCUGCACAGAGAACUACUUCGGUAACAACUGCCAGUACUUCGACUACUGCUCAAAGAAUCCUUGCGAAAAUAACGGCACUUGCCAAACCGAAAAUGCGACAUACAAAUGCACGUGUAUUGAUGGUUACUAUGGUAACCAUUGCCAAUUCCGCAACCCCUGUGUGAUCAGAGGCUGUCUUAAUGGCGGAAAAUGCGAGAACGUGUCCCUAACUGAUUUUAUCUGCCACUGCCGAGACGGUUACAGCGGUGAGAACUGUGAGACUUAUGACCCAUGUGCUUCGUCACCCUGCCAAAAUGGCGCCCUUUGCAACAGGAGCAGCGACACCAACUUCACGUGCAUCUGUGGGACGGGAUUCUACGGCGAACUGUGCGACCUUUUCGAUCCAUGUUCUUCGAAUCCUUGCUCGGUCAUGUCGACGUGUAAUGCUACGUCGAACGAGAACUUUACCUGCGAGUGCUCUCACGGGUACUACGGGGAACGCUGCGACUUCUUCGACAUUUGCAGCAUCGAUGGACUCUGCGAGAACGGGGGUACCUGUCGGAAUGCGUCCAUUAACAAUACCUACACCUGUGACUGCCCUGCGGGAUUUUGGGGUGAAGCUUGUGAAAUGAUAGACCCGUGCUUCACCGCCGACUGCAAAAACAACGCCACCUGUCGGGCGAUCAAUGAAACCAAUUUUGAAUGCGCAUGCGCUGCUGGAUAUACUGGUGAGAGAUGUGAAACUUUCGAUAUAUGUAGCAACGCCUUAUCAGUCGUGUGUUUUAACGGUGGUGUGUGCACUGCUAGAGCUAAUAGUACUUUUGAAUGCAAGUGCGGUGCUGGUUUUUCAGGCAACCGGUGUCAGAAUUAUAAUUUUUGUAGCUCGAGUGUGUGCCAAAAUGGUGGAAGUUGUGUGCUUUAUAACGUAACUGCGACCCUUCCACUUAAUGCAAGUCUUCAAUCAGUGAUUGAUUAUGAUGAUGAAGAAGCAUUUAUAGUUAAUUCAUAUAAAUGCGCUUGUAUUGAUCCAUAUACCGGUCCCAAUUGUGAGACAAACCUUGGUCAUUGCUUCUCCCAUCCCUGCAAAUAUAAUUCAACUUGUAUGAACUUGCCUGGUGGUUAUAAAUGUUUUUGCUUGCCUGGGUAUUCUGGGAUCAAUUGUGAAGACGAAUUGAACAAAUGUUUCUCAAGUCCAUGUAAAAAUGGCGCCACUUGCGUUGAUCUCGUAGACUCCUACUCCUGCAUCUGCCCGUCGCACCUAACUGGAACUCACUGUGAACAUAUGAUAAUCUCAGCAAAUUUGACGGAAAUCGAACCCAAUGAUAAUGCUACCAUUAUAAACCCUUGUGAUUCUAACCCCUGUCUGAAUAACGGCGCAUGUGUACCCGGAAACCAAAAUCACACAUACACCUGCACAUGCCCGCUUCAUUUCACUGGAAGAGCAUGCGAAGAGAUGGCGAAACCCAAUAACGCUAGUACUAACGUCACAGAAUGCGAGCCUUGCAAGAACAAUGCUUCAUGUUUAAUGACAGCAGACGGAGGCAUAAAUUGCGUAUGUUCUGCUAAUUUUACAGGCGAGAACUGCGAGACGAAGAUACCCGAAGUUGUCGAUCCGUGCGACGAUUUGCCAUGUUUGAAUAAUGGUACAUGUACGGCAAAAGACACUGAACUGUAUACUUGCGAGUGUCUAGAACUUUAUACAGGGGAAAACUGUGAGCUCAAAUUUGUUGAAGACGAAUUUACAAACCAAACCCAGAACGUUUCAUCAACAUUGUGUGCCUCAAAUCCCUGUAAGAACUCUGGAUCGUGCCAAGAGGGGGAUUCCAGUUACGUUUGUGUUUGCAUGCCCCCUUUUAUAGGAACGGACUGUGAAAACACGACUUUUACCGCCAAUGGUACUGCUAACACGCGUAACGCCACCAAAACCUGUGACUCAAACCCUUGUAAAAACAAUGCCACGUGUGUGCAAGAAAACGGUAGCUUCACAUGCGAGUGCAGUAAAAACUAUGUCGGUGUGCUGUGUGAGACAUUUGUAGUGGGCGACGACACAAAUAGAACCCAAACUAACGUGAGUGGCCUGUGUGAUACAAAUCCCUGUAUGAACAAUGGCUCGUGUCUGGAGAGAGAGGGUGAAAUCAUUUGUGUCUGCACCUCUGGAUUCCGUGGUAAAACGUGCGACACUCCUCUUUCAAAUAACAACGCCACUGAUCCCAAUAGUGCCUUGCAAUGUGAAACGAACCCCUGUUGGAAUGGAGGCACCUGUUUCCAGCUAAACCAGAAUUUUAGAUGCGAUUGUGCGGAUGGAUUUGCAGGGAAAUUUUGCGACAUACGUAUGCCAACUCAAAACGAAACUAAGUCCAGCUGUUAUCCAAGCCCAUGUCAUAAUAACGGAACGUGUGUGGAAACCGGAAUCACUUUCCGUUGCCACUGCCCAAGAGGAUUUGCAGGUCGUCAUUGUGAACUCGCAAAUGCUAACGGUUCUGCGGCCUGUGACUCACUGCCUUGUAUGAACAAUGGAACGUGUACAACAACCGACAGUGGUUUUCAAUGCCUUUGCCAAGAAGGCUUCACGGGAGAACGUUGUGAAGGUGAGAAUGUGACUACUCCAUGUUAUUCCGGAUAUUGUCUAAAUGGCGGAACCUGUUCGAAUAACGGAACGGACGCACAAUGCGAGUGUUUUUCAAAUUAUACAGGGCCUCGUUGCGAGUUAUCAAGAGUCAACGCAUGCGCGUCAAACCCUUGCCAUCGGGCGGCCACCUGCUUAGAGGAUGGGGCAAUGGGAUACACGUGUAUUUGCGCACCUGGUAAGACAGGGAGGAAUUGUCAUCGUAACAUUGACUCCUGUUCUUCUAGCCCCUGCAAACAUGCUGGCACGUGUGUAAUAGACCCUUCUAACGAGACGUUCAGUUGCAUUUGCCAACGGGGUUAUAGUGGUGCAUUGUGCGAAGACAGAUUAAAUGAUACACAUGACGCAUGCGCCGAACACACGUGCUUUAAUAAUGGAACUUGUACAGUAUUGCCUAAUGGUCCGGUGUGUCAUUGCCUACCAGAUUUCACCGGAGAAGAUUGCCAAAUGCUCACCAACCCAUGUGCAUCCAGCCCGUGUGUUGGAAAUUCUGUUUGUGAAAUAGUAGAAGACAGCUACCGAUGCUUAUGUACAGAUGACUCCACGGACCCCCUUUGUCGUGAAAAUGAGAACCCUUGCUCAUCCAGCCCUUGUCUCCAUGGGGCCACGUGCAGCGUCCAUAACAACAACACGUUCAAAUGCAUCUGCGCAGAGGGUUUCCAAGGACUCCAUUGCGAUACUGAAACCGAUCCUUGCUCACCAUCCCCUUGUGUGAAUAAUGCUAGUUGUGUUAGAGUAGACAAUAUGACCACUGCUUUUAAUUGUCAGUGCCAGCCAGGCUAUGGUGGCGACCUCUGCCAAGAUGAGCUAGAUGAGUGCCUUUCCAACCCGUGUGUCAAUAAUGCUACAUGUGUUGACGAGGUUGGCGGGUAUGGGUGUCAGUGUCCCCCGGGGUAUACAGGUGAAAAGUGUGAAAGCAUCGUUGAUUUAUGUGCCUCCAACCCGUGCAGCGAAACGAGCCGGCGAUGCACCCCGUCUCUCAAUAACUACACGUGCGACUGCAUGGCAGGUUUUGCUGGACCAGACUGCGCGGUUAACAUUGACGAGUGUGCCUCCUCCCCCUGCCACCCCGACCACUCCACGUAUUGUAAGGACGGGGUGAAUGCGUACCUUUGUGAAUGCAAGGCUGGAUUCACCGGUGCAAAUUGUGAAAUAGAUCUUGACGAGUGUCGUUCGGAUCCCUGUCAAAAUGGCGGCAGUUGCGAUGACGGUCCUAGCGGUUACACCUGUAGCUGUCAACCUGGAUACAGCGGGGUACAUUGUCAGAUUGCCGCAACAUGCCAGAAUGAGACUUUGAUCAACUCAAAGGGCAAAUUCGUAUGGCCGAAAUCACGUCACUCUCAGGGUGUGGUCAGCAUCGAAUGUCCUUACGGGUCUCCUGGAAACGGACAAGCAACACGCCGCUGCUCAGUUGAUUCCUCAGGCAUGGCGCGCUGGGAAACCCCACAGCUUGAACAGUGCAAUGAGCUUGGACCUUCGGGAGCUAGAGAAGUAGCCACCAAGACAGUGAACGCCACGUCCGUUCCGGAGAACCUAGCUCCAGAGAAAGUCUCCAGUGUGGCAGACGAGAUGCAGAUUGUGGUGGAUUAUGCCACUGUAGACAUGGAAAUUGCUAAGAACAUGUUAACCACCAUCAGUAACGUUAUGGACGCAGACGAGGAGGUUUUGCACGAGAGCAACGACCAAUCGCACGCUGCAGAAAGAUUGCUCCAAGUUCUCGAGCACUUUACAGAGAGCGUCAACCUUACCUCUGUAAGUAAAAUACAGCUUGAGUCCAGCAACAUUGCCGUAGAGGCCAUGGAAGUCCCUCUUCCAAACAGACGGGGUCCAGAGAAUUCUGAAGAAAAAAAUACAACACAUGGUGGAGUCAAAACACAAUGGAAAAACACCAGAAUGUUCCUUCCCACUGAGGUUUUUGAACAGUCCGCGUCCGAGGCUGAAAAUGUCAACGCAACAACUACGAGGGUUUCGUUCGUCUACUACGCUAACAGCAAGUUCUUCAUGGAACAUAACCAUUCAGAGGAGAAGUACGGGUCCCUAGAGAACAGAGGGGUGGUGGCGGCCACUGUGAAGAAUACACGCAUUCUGAAUCUCACGGAGCCAGUGGUUUUCACUCUUCCGAAUGUGGAGGUCGGUGCCCCUCACAUAUGUGCCUUUUGGAAUGCCACAGCGAGAGUGUGGUCCACUGACGGCCUGGAGGUCAACUCGACGGACGAGAAUUCCACCACGUGCUUUUCUCGCCAUCUGACCAACUUUGCUAUCCUGCUGGAUCCUACCCCCAGUGAAGCCAUUCCAUUGCAGCAUCAGAUAUCCCUGGCCCUCAUUUCAUAUAUUGGAUGUGGGCUUUCUCUCUGCGGCCUGGUGCUAACUAUUCUGACUUACGGACUGUUCAGGUGUCUCCAUGGCGACAACUCGGGCAAAAUCCUGAUCAAUUUAUGCGCCUCCAUGCUGCUGAUGAAUAUAACUUUCGUGGCGGGCACUGCUAGAUCAGUGUCAGAUGCCGAGGUCGUCUGCACAGUUGUUGCAGUGCUACUGCACUAUUUCACCCUGACGACCCUGAUGUGGAUGUUAGUGGAAGCAGUGCACAUGUACCGGCUUCUGGUGAAGAUAUUUAGGACUUACGAGCCUCGAUUUAUGCUAAAGAGACUCCUGAUCGCGUGGGGAAUCCCCCUGAUAAUUGUCGGAGUAACAGUCGGGAUUAACGUGGACAACUAUGGCGGAAGGGAUGAUCUGUGUCGACUAACCAGCGCCAACCCUUACGUCUACUAUAUAAGCUUUUUGGGACCCUCGUGUUUGAUACUUAUCUUCAACUCCGUCGUGUUUGUAUUGGUGUCAAGGGUCAUUCUGCGACCUCGGGUCAAAGGUCUUCAAGGAAAAAGGAGUCAAGAGCAGCCGAAGGUGUCCGCUGCGCAGGUCCGCGGCGCAAUUUCCGUUAUGGUGCUGCUGGGCAUCACCUGGGUGUUCGGUGCAUUCGCUGCAGGGGAAGCAAAAGUCGUCUUCGCUUACAUCUUCUGCGUUGCGAACUCUCUCCAGGGAUUCUUAAUAUUUCUGUUCAGAUGCUUGCUACACCCUGAGGCUCGAAGCGCCUGGGUCCAGCUGGUGACCACGGGAACUUUCAAAAAGACGCGAUCUCGAGCUUCCUCGCGAGCAAGUUCGGGAGAGCAUACUAACUCCCACAAUAGUAAUCAUGACAACAGGAGGACCUUUAAAGAAACUUUUACAACAAAUAAAAUUGUAAAAAACACCAACGUGUGGCACAAGGCCAGAAGGUUUUCCAGCGAUUCGGACGAAAAAAAUCUAAAACCUCUGAAAUACCACGACAUUAAUCUAUCAUAUACAUUUGAGGAUAAAUUCGACAAUCCUUUGUUUAAAGCAUUAAACAAUAGUCCGUCUAUGGCUGGUCCAGAUGACACGAAACUUUGAAUUCCUGUGUUUUUCGACAGAAUUUCUACCCAAAGACAAUUAUUAGUUUAUAUACCUGGGCAUCAGUAUACCAGGUACCGUUUGACAGUUGGAAGCAGUUUUAUGUCAGAGGCGAAAGUCACAUAAGAAAUAUAAGGACAUAACACAGGCGGUUAGGUUUUUAGGAAUUUAUAGUUAUCUGAAUAAACGUGUUAGUUCACACCAACAUGUAAGAUAUGUAUUCUGAAUCUCAAGUGAAGCAAUAUCAUAGCAACUUUGUAUAUACAUGUACUUCUCGUAAAUGCCAAAAUGUUAAGUAACUACUAUUAAUUACUAUUUAUUAUUGUUGGUGCCAUCAUUACUUUUUAAUGCGAAGUGAUCAAUACAUAUGUAUAUGUUGAUUAAACUGUCGUCUUAGUGCUAGUUACGAUGUAUCAUUACAUAGGAAAAAAAGACGUUCAAGAAAUCCAGUUGAGCAUUUUUCUAAUCCAAAUACACUACUCAGUAUAUUUGUACAUACACUGUAUAUGAUAUGUUGGGUAUCUAAAUUGACUUAAUUAACGUACUGGGCACGUGUGCUACGUAAUAAGGUGCAUUUAAAUGGUUUUUAGAACAAGACACUCUCUACCAGUCGUGAGGUCGUGUAGCAGUUACAAAUUGUACAGAUUUCUAUACAAUUUUGUAACAGGUAGAAACCUCUGUUAGAGAGUCAGUAGUCACUCAGUCAGAGACCUCCAACAAGGCUGUCCUUGGAAAUAACCUUGAAUAAUAAUGCGAUUACAUGUGAUAAGUUUUCAACACGGGGUAGCAGGCACCAAUCUGAUAGCACACUGUGCAAAUAAAGCCCACUGUCUACUCCAGAGCAAUCGAGCAAAGGAAAAUAACCGGUAAUACAUAAAUGGAUGAAAUUGUAAGUCACUAGAUCAAAAGCAAAUCCAAAACGACCAAAUCAAACGGAAAGAAUGUUUAUUUUCUGUAAGCAAUGUUUCUGAAUUUGUUAAGGGGCAUAAGACUGUAUUUAUAUUUUUAAUUUAAGAAUUUGAAUAAACGUUUAAAGCUGA